Messenger RNA from Papaver somniferum (opium poppy), 3680 nucleotides. RefSeq lists its product as uncharacterized. Gene Ontology annotation, molecular function: hydrolase activity, acting on acid anhydrides, in phosphorus-containing anhydrides; nucleic acid binding; protein binding. Bases 339 to 3437 code for a protein of 1032 amino acids. Gene Ontology annotation, biological process: DNA repair. The transcript has 12 exons. Lineage: Eukaryota; Viridiplantae; Streptophyta; Magnoliopsida; Ranunculales; Papaveraceae. Gene Ontology annotation, cellular component: nucleus. The record is from RefSeq and is a predicted model, not a curated record.
UUCAUCAAUUCUUCUCUAAUACACUUCUCCGGGCUUUCCCAUAGAGUGAGUGUGCCUUCAUCAAUUCUUCUCUAGUACACUUCUCCGGCACUCAAAUAAAAAUUGAGAAGAAGUUCCGUUUGGAGGGAAAAUGGAAGUAAACGCGGGAACAGUUUCAUCAGAAACUCAAAGAUUUUCAAAUUCUUAAUCAACAGGUCAGAAUAAGAGGAGAGAAAGAGAUUCCUUAAUGGAUUCCUAUCUUCUCUCAAAUCCUCUAAAACCCCCAAUUUGAUUAUUUUAUUUAAUCUUUAAUUUUUUUCAAUUUUUUUGGAUUGAUUUAUUUAUUUAUCUAUUAGUUAAUGGAAUUAAGAAAUUUGAGUAAGAAAAGGAGGAGAAUCGAGUUAGAUUCUUCAGGAUUCGUAAUCCUGAGAAUUCAAAACCCUCCUUCUCCUCUGAUUUUAGCCACCACCGCCUCUGAUUCCAUUAUUCAUUUGAAAUCUGAUUCACUUUACACAAUUGGUCGUUGUAAUCGUUACUGUGAUUUUGUAUAUGAAGAUUCUAGAAUUAGCAAUCGUCACUGUCAAAUUCUCUUUGAUAGUAAUCAAAACAAGCUUUUUAUCAUAGACGGAUUCGUUAACAACUGUUGUUCUUCGAGUGAAAUUGGGGAUUUUUUCCGGGUUCGGAAAUGUAAUAAUAAAGAGGGUUUUGUUAGAGCUUCUACAAAUGGGGUCUUUGUUAAUGGUAUUAGGGUUAAGAAAGGUGGUGUCUUUGAUAUUUUUGUUGGUGAUAGUGUUUCAUUUGUAAAAACUGGGUCAACGUUCGAACCGAGUUUCUGUAUUUUAGUGGAAAAGAUUGUUUGCAAAGAGGAUGUUUUGUGUCGGAAUCAGAUUGGGUAUGAUGGUUGUAGUACUAGUAGUUGUAAGUGGUUACUGGAGGAGCGCCCAAAAACCAUUGUUGGAGGUUUUGGGUUUGGAAGGAGGCGGAGAAAUGAAGACUUGAUUGACCGGGCAGUUUUUCUUUUGAAUCAAUGUAGAGAGACAUUGCACAGUGUCGACCCAGUGGCGCACUUAAGGCGAUGUUGUAUGCUUUUGAGUAAUGAGAGAGAAAUGGCAAGGAUGGAAAAUGGACAUCCCCAUUAUUCUGCAGUUGUUUUUGGCUUUCCCGAUACGGAUGUAGUUGGCAGUGGUUUAAGAUGUGAUUCUGACAAAGUUGUUUGUCGAGAUAAUGGUAGUGAUUUGAAUUUGAAGUCUGGUCUGAAGGCACUAGGUUCAUCAUCUGGUAAGAAGUUUUAUCUAAACCGUAUCAAGUAUGUGGACCAUGAUGCUGUAUCCAAUCAGCAUGAAGUAGUGUCUCUACCAGAGCUUCUUCAUCCUGUUGCAAGCCUUUUGCGUGUAUUUAUUGCGACAUUUACGAAUGAUGUUUUAUGGUUUUUGUCAUGUUGUGAAGUUCCCACUCAUCUACCAAUAACUAUUGCAUGUCAUAACACAGAGAGGUGCUGGAGUUCAGACCUAGAUAAAAGAACCUCAGCACCCUACCCGGAAUAUCCCAACUUAGUACUAGUUUAUCCUCAGUUUCCUGAAGUUAUAGCUUUUGGAAAAGACCGCACAAAACAAGGUAUUGCAUGCCAUCAUCCAAAAUUGCUGGUCUUGCAAAGGGAAGAUAGCAUACGCAUUGUUGUUACUUCGGCAAAUUUAGUCUCAAAGCAGUGGAAUGAUGUGACAAAUACUGUUUGGUGGCAAGACUUUCCUCGUAGAAGGGAGGCUGAUUACUCAUCUCUCUUUACACAUUUUACUGAUGGGGACAAAAGCUUCAAAUCUGACUUUGCUGCUCAGCUAGCUGGGUUUGUAGCAUCACUUCUCAGUGAUGUACCUAGCCAGGCACAGUGGAUUGCAGAGUUGACUAAAUAUGACUUUUCUGGGGCCGUUGGUCAUCUGGUUGCUUCAGUUCCAGGAAUGCAUAAACACAAGAAUCCGUAUCCGUUGGAGCCUAUGAACUUUCUGUCUGCCAAACAUUGUUCAUCACGGUCAUUUGGCACGAAAUUCCUUGGUUCUGUCGAAGCUUCUGUAGUUGGCCUAAAGUACCGUUUUCAUACCAGUGCUGAUUCAAAUGGUGCACAGCUUAAAACAUUGGCUGCUUUUCUUAGAAGGUGCCAGGAAAAUGCAUUUGGGAUGUCAGAAGUUCUCUUAAGAAGAAACACUAAUAUACCUGCCGACUCAAAUGCUGUUAGUGUUCUCAUCUGCGACCUUGACGAAGCGUCCGAGGGAGAUUGCAUUCAACUAGGCUUUUUGCCGAGAAAUAUAGCAAAUUGGGUUGCUCCGCUGUGUGAUUCUGGUCUUUUUAGUUUUACUGCGUGCAUUUAUCCAAAGGAAGCACUUGCAGCUGCUUUAGAAGGAAGCAACAGCAAAGUACAGUUGAUACUUUACGUGGCACAGGGGCCUAAAUUUCAUGAAAUAUCAACUUUGAUAAAACCAGUACAUGUUGCUGCCAUAUGCUCUCUUCUUGCAUCUGUGCAGAGGUGCUCGGGUAUUUGGCGCUUAAGGGAGGUUUUAGAUCAAUACAAAUGGCCUGAACUACUUGAAACUGAUUUUAUAUACGGUUCAUCCUCCAUUGGGACAUCAAUUGACCCGAAAUUCCUAGCUGCUUUUGCGGGAGCAGCUGGAAAGAGAUCACCCCAGUAUGCUGAUUCAGAAGAAUCUGAUCCAGAGUGGGGGGUCUGGAAUGCGAAUCAAGAGGCACAAAAUCCAUCUAUGAGAAUCCUAUUCCCUACUAUUCAACGAGUUAAGGAUGCACCUUGUGGGAUUUGGCCCUCUAGACGGCUUCUUUGCUUCUCAGAGAAAACAUGGCAAAGGCUGAAAACUGUAGAUAUGUUGCGUGAUUCCAUUCCUCAUCCGAAGUGCAGAGUAGGCUAUCCCAUGCAUGUGAAGGUGGCCAGAAGACGCUUCAGAUCUAAGUCAGGUAAAUCCUCAUUUGGUUGGGUGUAUUGUGGUUCGCAUAACUUCAGCCCAGCAGCUUGGGGACGUCCAGUAGCUGCGCCAUCUACAGAAAGAACAGAUAAAUCUACCGGAACCACCUCUAGUCAAAGCUCAAGACUACACAUCUGUAAUUACGAGCUUGGAAUUAUAUUUGUUGUCCCCCCUUCUGAUAAGAACUCCAAGUCUACCGGCUUGGACGACAUUGUUUUGCCAUUUGUUGUGCCUGCUCCAAAAUAUCGGCAUUGUGACAUACCAGCAACUGCAAAGGCUAUGAGGGAGGCCUUGGCAGAACUUGGUGAGCUAGAGAAGAAAAAUAUUGAAAAUCAAGCAGGGGAAGAAGUGGAAGAGACUAUGACAUUGAUGGAAGACGAGGUACCAGAAGAAGAGGAAGUUGUUGAGAUGACUAAUUAUGUUCCCGAAGAGAAGGACGAAGAAAAGGCUUACGCCGAAACCCUUUGGAGCCAAGUUGAUUCAUCUGAGAGUUGAUACUAACUUUCACUUAUCUGUAACUGUGGGUGAUUUCAUGUUGUACAGUGUGUUGUUGUUGUGUACCACUUACAGAAAAAAAAAAAAAGGGGGGGUGUUGAUAGAUCAACCCCAUUCUGUAGGAUUAUUUCAGACUACUGUAUACUAGCUAAAAGCCAUUGUUGAUAAAAUCAUUUUAAAUGUAAUCAGUUAAGAGUAUUUGAUUAGUACUCUAAGAUUUAGGAACAAGUAAUAUGAAGUAAU